UUGUCAGAUUGUUGUCAUGUGAACCGUGUGAACCGCAAAAAGUGAUAUCUGCUUUAGGUACAUACUGAAAAACAUUAUCAGAAUCCGAAGUUAAAAUAGGUUUAGACAAUCUUGAUGUUCGAAAACGUUUACUUACUGUUAUUAAUAAAUAUCGCGAGUGCUUGACAAUUGAUAAUUCUGAAUUGGGUGUUGCGAAAGCUACUGAAGUGCAAAUACAGUUAGAAAAUGAUAAACCGUUUAUGUAUAUGCAGUACCGAAUGAGUUCUGGGGAGAAAGAAAAAGUGAACGAUAUUGUUAGUGAUCUAUUGCAGUCGAAUAUAAUUCGUGAUUCCCAAUCUAACUAUGCGUCACUUGUGUUGUUGGUUCGUAAGAAAAAUGGUGAAUACCGCAUGUGCGUGGAUUUUCGUAAACUUAAUUCCAUGACUGUGAAAGAGCGUUACCCACUACCCCUGAUUGAUGACCAAAUGUAUAAAUAUACACAGGGUGCUAAAUAUUUUACGACACUGGACUUGGCAUCUAGUUACCAUCAGAUUCCCGUUGCAGAAUCUUCAAAACGUCUCACUUCAUUUGUUACACCGACAGGUCACGAGGCUUACGUAACUAGAGAUUUGUCUGAAAUUCCCACAGAACUUCGUCAGCUUCCACUCUCUGAUGACGUAAGGAUUGUGGGAGGGAAUGAAGCUGCACCAAAUUCUUUACCAUAUCAAGUUGCUUUGAACCUUAUUUUCGAGUCAGGGAGAAGUUUCUGUGGAGGAUCUCUUAUUACCAGAAGAUACGUGUUAACAGCUGCUCAUUGUUUGGAUGACGGAGUAAUAUCGUUGGAAGUGUUAUUGGGGACGCAUAACAUUCGACGAAAUGAAACUACCCAACAAAGCAUUUCAACCUCCAAUUUCACAUUACAUGAAGAGUAUAAGAAUAACAGAAUGAAAUAUGACAUAGCCACGGUUUAUCUUCCAACACCGGCUAUUCUCAAUCAGUACGUUCAACUGAUUGCGCUUCCCAGUAGAGCUGACGCUUCGAACAGUUUUGUGGGAUCUGAGGCUAUAGCAAGUGGUUGGGGAUACGAUUCUAAUAAUGCUACCGCUAUCAGUGACGUAUUGCGAUAUGUAAAUGUUUCUAUUAUAGCAGAUGACGUUUGUAAUGUAACGUUCGGUGAGUACAUCACAGACUCAAUUAUUUGUUCUGGAGGAACAGGUAGGAAAGGAAUUUGCUAUGGAGAUUCAGGCGGACCUCUCGUCGUCAAUGGAAAAUUGGUUGGUAUAUCUAAAUUUAUAGGUUAUGAAAGCUGUGAAGCUGGCGAUCCAAGCGGCUUUACAAGGGUAACAACAUUUUUAGACUGGAUUGCAGCACACAGUGAUGCUGUUAUUUCUUAAACAUUCCCUAAAUAAUUGAUUUGUACACUGAAGCAAAUAUUACAAAUAAAAAUUAAAGAAUUGAAUUAUUGAAUCGA
Molecule: messenger RNA, 1450 nt
Organism: Agrilus planipennis (emerald ash borer)
Lineage: Eukaryota; Metazoa; Arthropoda; Insecta; Coleoptera; Buprestidae
Product: brachyurin-like
Exons: 6
Coding region: 240-1373 (377 amino acids)
Biological process (GO): proteolysis
Molecular function (GO): serine-type endopeptidase activity
Source: RefSeq, a predicted model, not a curated record